UUUGCGGCAAAGUGUUUUUUGCAAAAAUUGCUUGCAGUUCCCUUAGUAUACUCGGACUACUCCUUUCAUUUCAAUAAUUUCGCAGUGCUUUGUGUGUUCCUCGGUUUAUUUUGGUUUUCCCGAGACAUACCUUUUGUGUUUCAUAUGUUAAUGAGGUUUGUACUUGUCGAAAGGGCCGUCGAAAAAGUGGAAAGUUCCAGUUUAGAUAUUUACAGGAUCGACCUGUAAUUUCUUGCUGGUGGGAUGCGGAGAUCUAUAACAGCAUCUGAUAUGUGGAAAUCUUUUCACGGGAUUAUAUGCGUGCACAAACCUCGUGAUAUUUCGCUCACUUCAUUGAAACGAUACCUCAUUAACGCAGUUUGUGGAAAUGCUAAUAAACGCUGCUUACCAAUAGAAAUACCAGAAAUCGAAAUGCCUAUUGUUGAACCCCAUCCAAUAUCACAAGCACCUGUCAUUGUUGGCUUACGAAAGCAGCCAAAUUAUGAGUUAGUGAGCAAAUAUUUCCGCUCUCGAUGCUGUUAAUGUACUCAGUCGAUGAUGCAGUUAUUAAAUGUUCCUAUAUGUACGGCGGCUUUCAUCCUCUUGUUGUUGGACAACCGUUUCGGAAAGAAGAUAUUCGAGUUGAAGAGCUAGAUUAUCAACAACCUGCAAGUUCCGGUCUAUGCCUACUGGGAAUUAAUGAUGGCUGCGAUAUGUUGGAAAGCUUACGUGAUCGUGUUUGGGUGAACGAAUAUGUUUUGAAAGGUCAGCUAGGUCGGGGAACAGUUCAAAAUAAGAUUCGAGGGAAAGUAAACCGGGAAUGCGACUAUGAGCACAUUACUUAUCGACAUAUGUCAAGAUUUCUAAUGCGAUUACAAGCUCAUUACAAAAAGUUAGCAUUUGAGCUAGCGAACGUGGAUUUAGCAAGCCAGGAAGCAUUUGAGCUAGCUCGAAAGGGUUUGCCUAGGCCUAAAGUACUUGGGACUCCUGUAAUAUAUUUUAUCAAACUGGUACGUUUCCAUUUGCCGCAUUUUACGAUCAAUUUGCAUUGUGUUUGCAAGGACGACGGUUUUUUACAAGAUUUCAUUAAUGAAGUUGCAUUGUCUCUAGCUAUCACAAAUUGUGAUUAUCAAAUGCAGAGUACCUAUUAGUGAUGACCCAACUACCCAUUCAGUAUGACUCCGCAUCAGCAGCUCAUAUUCGUAAAGGCUUCUCGGAUUUCGCUAAGCAAUGUGCAGCGCUAUCUCUUCUGCUUGCUUUAUGUUUGAAAGAUAUAUGUUAGUAAUGCUUAAAAAUAAUCAUUUCUGCAUUGUCAUGGG
This is a messenger RNA of Loa loa (African eye worm), 1298 nucleotides long. RefSeq lists its product as hypothetical. Bases 513 to 1130 code for a protein of 205 amino acids. Lineage: Eukaryota; Metazoa; Nematoda; Chromadorea; Rhabditida; Onchocercidae. Gene Ontology annotation, biological process: pseudouridine synthesis; RNA processing. Gene Ontology annotation, molecular function: pseudouridine synthase activity; RNA binding. The transcript is spliced from 6 exons. The record is from RefSeq and is a predicted model, not a curated record.